GCAAACACUAGAAGACCAAACCAAAAAAAAAAUUUUUGUAGUUACCUCAUUAAACUCAUCUCACAUAUUAAAUUAUAUUUACUAUUAUAGAUCUAACAAAUAAACCACAUUCAAUGACUACCAUGGAUGAUUUGAUAGGGACCAUAGAUAGUGAUUCUGAAACAGAAGGUCAAAUCAUAUAUGAAUCUGAAUCUGAAUAUGAAUCUGAAACUCAAGAAGUGAAGAAAGCUCCUAAGAAAAGUAAGAAGAAAUCAAAGGGUAAAGGUAAAUCAACUCAAGAUCAAGAUAAAAAGGAUGAAGAAGAAGAUAAAGAAAAGGAGAAUGAUGAUAUAAAUCCAAAUUUCCAAUUCAGUGUUGAUGGGUUCCUGAAUGUAGAAUCAUUUGAUGGUUGGGAUUUCGAUUUGAAAAAACCAGAUAGUCAACGUAUUCAAAUGAAGGAUGUUGAUUUAGAUGGAAUUUUAAGAAGAAAGGGGGGGUUAGUUAAUAUAGCUGAUGUUGACAAUGACACUAAAGUAGUUGAAGAAGAAGAUGAUGAUGAGGAAGAAGAAGAUAAUGAAGAAGUUGAAAAUGGUGACGAUGAAGAAUUAGCCAUGGAUGGAUUCGGUAUGGGUGCCGAAGAAGAAGAUGACGAAGAAGAAGAAGAAGAAGAACAAGAAGAAGCACCUGAAGAAGAAUUCAAAAUGGGAGGAGGUGCUGUUGAAGAAAUCGUCGAAAACGAAGAUACCAAAGAAGAUAUGGAUAAAUUUUAUUCCACCCAAGAAGAAUCUGAUGUUACCAAAAAACAAGCUCAUAAUUCAUUCCAAACUUUACAACUUUCACGUCCAGUUUUAAAAGGAUUGGCCCAAUUAGGUUAUGUGAAACCAUCUCCUAUUCAAUCCGCUUCUAUUCCAAUUGCCUUAUUAGGUAAAGAUAUCGUUGCUGGUGCCGUUACUGGUUCUGGUAAAACUGCUGCAUACAUGAUUCCAAUCAUAGAAAGAUUAUUAUAUAAACCAGCUAAAAUUGCUACUACCAGAGUUAUAGUUUUAACACCUACCAGAGAAUUGGCUAUCCAAGUUUGUGAUGUGGGUAAGAAUUUAGGAAGAUUUGUAAAUAAUUUAAAUUUCGGUUUAGCUGUUGGUGGUCUUAAUUUAAGACAACAAGAACAACAAUUAAAAACUAGACCUGAUAUCGUCAUAGCCACUCCAGGUAGAUUGAUUGAUCAUAUAAGAAAUUCACCAUCAUUCACCAUUGAUGCAUUAGAAGUUUUAGUUAUCGAUGAAGCUGAUCGUAUGUUAGAUGAAGGUUUCCAAGCUGAAUUAACUGAAAUUUUAGCUUUAAUUCCAAAGAAUAAAAGACAAACUUUAUUAUUUUCCGCUACUAUGAAUACCAAAAUUCAAGAUUUAAUUCAACUUUCAUUAGAUAAACCAGUUCGUAUCAUGAUUGAUCCUCCAAAAGCCACUGCCACAAAAUUAGUCCAACAAUUCGUUCGUAUUAGAAAGAGAGAUGCAUUAAAACCUGCUUUACUUUUCAAUUUAUUAAGAGAACUCCCACAACAAGAAAGAGUUGUAGUAUUCGUGGCUAGAAAAGAAUCUGCCCAUAAAUUAAGAAUUGUAUUAGGUUUAUUGGGUUUAAAAGUUUCAGAAUUACAUGGUUCAUUAACCCAAGAACAACGUCUUAGAAGUGUUACUGAAUUUAAAAACUUAACGGUUCCAGUUUUAAUUUGUACUGAUUUAGCUGCUAGAGGGUUAGAUAUUCCAAAGAUUGCUGUGGUUAUAAAUUAUGAUAUGCCAAAGACUCAUGAAAUAUAUUUACAUAGAAUUGGUAGAACUGCCAGAGCUGGUAGAGAUGGUAUUUCUAUUUCAUUUAUUGGAGAAUCAAGUCAAGAAAGAGGUAUUGUCAAAGAAGCUCUUAAAUCCUUAACUGGUGAAAGUAAAGCUGUUUCCAGAAAUAUCAAUUGGAUAGAGGUGGAGAAAUUGAAUAAGAUUUUAGAAUCAAAGGCUACUGUUAUAGAAGAAGUAUUGGAAGAAGAACAACAAGAAAAAGAAAUUUUGCAUGCUGAAAUGGAAUUAAAGAAAGCUUCUAAUAUGAUGAAGCAUGAAAAGGAAAUUCAAUCGCGUCCAAGGAGAACUUGGUUUGAAGCUAAAAGGGAAAAUCAAACUGAAGUGAUGGGUCAAUUAACCAAACAAGGUAAAAAGGUGAAUUCCAGGAAGCGUAAAGCCAAUGAAGAAAAGAAAGAAACCAAAGGUGCUAGAUCUUAUAAGAAAACCAAAGUUGAUAGAAUGACUGAUCAAAAGAGGAAUCCUAAGGCUAAGAUUGGUAAAGGUAAGAAAAGAUAGUAAAUAGUUUGUAUAAUAGAUUUAAAAAGAUUAGGUAAUAGACAAUUACUUUUUUUGUAU
This is a messenger RNA of Scheffersomyces coipomensis, 2375 nucleotides long. It is a transcript of the gene DRS1, whose product is annotated as putative ATP-dependent RNA helicase. The transcript has a single exon. NCBI's taxonomy places the organism in Eukaryota, Fungi, Ascomycota, Pichiomycetes, Serinales, Debaryomycetaceae. The record is from RefSeq and is a predicted model, not a curated record. Bases 114 to 2315 code for a protein of 733 amino acids. Gene Ontology annotation, molecular function: RNA helicase activity; ATP binding; nucleic acid binding.